AUGGCGAACAGGGGGUAUGAUGUUGUCGUCGACAUCGACACAGAGGGCGAUCUAGGCCACACAGACCUACAAGACGACGACCUCGAGUUCCAUUCCUCCAACUUCGACACACGGCCUUCGAACCGCAAGGUCCCAGCAGAUUCAACACCAUUCCUGUCCAACAGCAGCACGAAUCCCGCAAACCUGCCCAAUGACCCCUCGGCCGUGCCAUCCAAGCACAUGCUCUGGUCUCUAUCAUUCUACGCUCAGUUCUUCGACGUCGACACUUCCACCGUGCUACACCGGUGCCGCACCGCACUGUUGCCGUUCAUCCCCAACACCCCUCCAUUUCUCGAUACCUUGGACGGAAACCCGGACCUGUACGGGCCCUUCUGGAUUGCCACGACCGUGGUGGUGAUUUUGUUCCUCACCGGGACAAUCAGUCACAAGCUGGCCUCAGAGGGAAAGAAACAUUUUGAAUAUGACUUUAAGCUGCUGUCUGGUGCAGCGGGUUUGAUCUACGGGUACACUCUGUUUGUCCCCCUAGGCCUGUGGGGGGCAUUGCGCUGGUUCGGUGCACAGUCUUUAGAGCUGGUCGAGUGCUGGGCACUCUAUGGCUACAGCAACCUCUUCUGGAUCGCCGUGGCAUUGGUGUCAUGGUCGCCUUUGAAUGGUCUGAACUACGCGUUGGUCGGGCUGGGCUAUGCCGUCAGCGUAUUCUUCCUGGUCAAGAACUUGUUUCCCGUGAUCAGCGCCACAGAGAAGAAGAUCAGCCAGGUUUUGUUGGUGGCCGUUGUGCUGUUGCACGCCGGGUUGGCAAUCGCGAUCAAGAUCUUGUUCUUCAGUCACAAGAGUCCGGCCGCCAAGGGGGACUGA
Molecule: messenger RNA, 855 nt
Organism: Exophiala aquamarina CBS 119918
Lineage: Eukaryota; Fungi; Ascomycota; Eurotiomycetes; Chaetothyriales; Herpotrichiellaceae
Exons: 3
Coding region: 1-855 (284 amino acids)
Biological process (GO): vesicle-mediated transport
Cellular component (GO): Golgi apparatus; membrane
Molecular function (GO): small GTPase binding
Source: RefSeq, a predicted model, not a curated record